CUCUGACAGCCUGCAGAAACACCAGCUGCAUACAUUUAAACAUCUUAUGUAUGUGUGUGGGUGUGUUUGAAUGUGUGUUUGUCUUAAAACACACACACACCUUUGCAGAUCCAUCCUCUAUCUAAAACCUUCUGAACUCAAACUAUUUCCAAAUGUUGAGCUGCCAAUCAAACCUGAUAAUGUGAUGUUCUGUAUAAAUGUAUUCUGACAGUUUGAGGCUGUAACUCAGUACCUCGGUGUAUUCAGACGUAAACUCUGUUCGGUUGGGGUCUUUUGACCUGUUUCUUUAUUAAUAGCAGCAGUGGUUUGUGUAGGUUUGAGGCCGGCGGUGCAGCUGUUCAGGUGUUUAGAGCCUAAACUGCUUCCUGACAGUCCAAUCUGUCCUGUAAUGAUCAUCUCUGACCUCAUUUUAAAAAUGACUGCUGCUCAUUGCACACCAAAAAACAAGAUGAAUUGAUGACAACUGGAGAGACAACUUUUCUAUUCUUAGAUUCUUUCCACUAAUGGGGCAAAAAUGUAAAAAAAAAAUCAAAAAAAAAAUCCAUAAUUUACCCCCAAGGCAGCGUAUUGGGGCCAUUAUUAUUUUAAUUAUUAUUGUUAAUGAUUUAAAAUCUGCCCACUCAUGUGAUCUCUGUCUCUAUGCAGACGAUGGUGCAUUGAUAAGUUUAAAAAAAACAAAAAUAGAUAAUAUCUCGAGUGCUGGACAGAAAUUUAUUGCAACAUGGCUCUCUGAUGAUAAACUUUUCCUUCAUUUAAGGAAAACUGUUGCCGUCCUUUCUGGAUCUCGAAUUAGCCGGAGAAAUAUUCCGAAUUUUUGGUCAAGUUGGGUCAGACAGUAAUUGUCGUUAUUUAUCUAGGUUGUAUUUUAGAUUCUGCACUCAUGAGAGGCCGUGGCAUAGACAGCGCUUAACAAAAUUUGUCGAAAUCCUAAAUUCUUGUCCAGUAGAGCACCCGUUGCUGGGCCUUUAGUUCAAUGCUGUUUUGACACUGCUGCCACCUGCUGGUACAGUAGUUCUCCACAACACAUCAUAUACUAGCUUUCGGCUGUGAAGAAUAAAGGUGUUGGGGUUUUAUCUAAAUUAACUCCGCGUAUGCACUUGGACCUGCACAUUUUCAAAAUUUCAAUUGUCUCGGAAUGAUGUUCGUAGUUACUUAACCAACAGUUUUAUCAGACACCUCCUCUAAUAUUAUUCUUUUUUGAUUUACCUCUUUUUAUUCACCCCAAACAUCCAAUGUACCAAAUGUACAGACGCUAGCUGUUUGCUAUCUAGGAAUGUAUGCACCAAACGUUUCUGUGUGUGUUUGUUCAGCUCAUCCUCUGACUGAUGUCAGAACUCAUCAGAAACUCAAGUUCUUUCUGUUACUUCCCUCCCGUCUCUUUCCUUUUUCCUCUUGUCUCUGUACGUGUACGAAGUAGAUUAAUGAAACCCCGGGAUAAGUGCAGAUUUUUUGCCCAGGUAGAAACAUUUUCAGCUCGUGUGGAUGCAUCUCCGCCUCAAUUCUGUGAAUGUGGGUUCUAUGUUGGUUUGUGUAUCAUUAUUGUGCUGCCAUUUAGGUCUGGACUGGGUGACAAUUUUUCCAUUUGUUUGGUCUCUUGACUUUAAAUGUUUGAGCUGCACUGUGAACUAAUAUGACUCUCUCUCUUUUUCCAUGUGUGCGUCCUCCCCGUGACUGUCCGUCCUCACCAGGACGUCUGAGGGGGUCCACCCCCGCCUCCUGACUUCCUGUUUACUUCCUGGAACACAGUGAGCACUUCCUGUACGUUUCAGACCGUCACCUGACCGGCUGGAGGCGUCACCUGUCCGCCACGGCGGAUUUUCAGACUCCGACGCUGACCAUGACCUGCUGACAUCACCACACUCGCCCCCCCUCCUCCGCUCUCUCUCUCUUACAAAAUGGCUCCGACCAAUUGGCUGUCACCGUGGCGGCCGCCGCCGCCGCUGCUGCUGCUCAUCCUCACUUCCUGUUUCCUGUCUGAGUCGGCCUCAACCACGCCCUUCCCCAAAGACCUGGAGCCAAUCAACACGGUCAGCUCGGAGCAGUCGUAUCAGUUUCCAGGGUUUCAGGGUUUGCUUCAGGACAACGACACGCUGCGUCUGGGCCUGGACUUUCAGAGGUUGUUACGCAUCAACCACAUGUUGUACAUCGCUGCCAGGGAUCACGUGUUUGCAGUGAACCUGACGACAGCUUCAGAGGAGUUCGUACCUCAGCUGAAGCUGACGUGGCGGUCCAAAGACGUCAGCAAGUGUACGGUCAGAGGGAAGAACAGCGACGAGUGCUACAACUACGUCAAAGUGCUGGUGCCCAGAAACGACGAGACGCUGUUUGCCUGCGGCACCAACGCUUUCAACCCCACCUGCCGAAACUACAAGAUGACCACCUUGGAGCAGGUCGGGGAGGAGGUGGUUGGUCAGGCUCGUUGUCCCUUUGAGUCUGGUCAGUCCAACGUUGGACUGUUUGCUGGGGGAGAUUUCUACUCAGCCACCAUGACGGACUUCCUGGCCAGCGACGCCGUCAUCUACAGAAGCCUGGGAGACGGCCAACCGGUCAGGACCGUCAAGUACGACUCAAAGUGGCUCAGGGAGCCUCACUUCCUGCACGCCAUCGACUAUGGGAACUACGUCUACUUCUUCCUCAGUGAGAUCGCAGUGGAGUACACCGCCCUGGGCAAGGUGGUGUUUUCUCGAGUCGCCCGGGUUUGUAAGAACGAUAACGGGGGCUCCCCCCGAGUUCUGGAGAGAUACUGGACUUCCUUCCUCAAGGCUCGUCUGAACUGUUCGGUUCCCGGAGACUCGUUCUUCUACUUCGACAUUCUUCAGUCUCUCACCAACGUGCUGCAGAUCAACCAGAGACCUGCUGUGGUCGGAGUCUUCACCACUCAGGCCAACAGUAUCCCCGGCUCAGCGGUUUGUGCUUUCUACAUGGACGACAUAGAGAAAGUCUUCAACGGGAAGUUCAAGGAGCAGCGGACCAGCGACUCGUCCUGGACUCCAGUACCGGACGAGCAAGUUCCCAGACCAAGGCCCGGUACGUGUGCAGGGGACGGCCCGGCUGCAGAAUACAAGUCAUCGGUUCAGUUCCCAGAUGAGACGCUGACAUUUAUCAAGUCGUAUCCUCUGAUGGACGAAGCUGUUCCGUCCGUCAACGACCGGCCCUGCUUCACCAGGACCUCCAGCAGGUCCAAGCUGACCCAGAUUGUGGUGGAUGUUUCGGCUGGCCCCUACAAGGACCGGACGGUGAUGUUCCUGGGCUCAGACGACGGCAGAGUCCUGAAGGUUUUGGCCAACACGCAUCCCAACGACAGCUUCGGAUCCAAACUGCUGGAGGACAUCGACGUAUACAGUCCAUCCAAGUGUAACGUUCAGGGUCAGGAGGACAGGAGGGUUCUGGGAUUGGAGCUGGAUAAGGACCAUCAUGCCUUGUUCGUAGCCUUCACCAGCUGUGUCAUCAGAGUGCCGCUCAGCCGCUGCACCCAACACGGAGCUUGUAAAAAAGCCUGCCUGGCCUCUCGUGACCCAUACUGCAUCUGGCUGCGGACCGGGAGUUGUGCCAACAUGGCGCCAGGUUUCAAGGCGGGGUUUGAACAGGAUAUCGAGGGCGACCACUCGUUUCACCCAGACAGCUGUCACGCUGAUGUGUUGGCGACCACACGGAACCAGGAGUCUGCAGCCGACUCCGCCUACGGUGUUCGCCGUCUUCCAGAGUUGGACCAGCGCGCCGGUGCGAACGUCCACUACACCCUGCUGAUCGCCUGCGUGCUGGUGGCCUUCUUCCUGGGUGCCAUCUUGUCGGGUUUCCUGGUGUCGUGUUACUGCAGCCGCAGCGCCGCUCAGCGGGCGAGGAGGCUCGGGAAAGACCCCGAGGCGCCGCUGCCGCACGCCUUAUCGCUGCGAUCCCUCGCCAAGCUCAACGGACUGCUGGACGGACAGCCGAAGGAGAACAAACUGGACGUGUCCACCCCGAAGAUGUACAGCUCCUUUAUCCCCAACGGCCGGUCAGAGCCUCACCUCCACACCCCCGGACACCAGGGCCUGCCGCUGGGAGACCCCGACCUCAGCCUCUCCCAGUCUCUGUCGCAGGGUGAUGGAGAGCUGUCCGGCCUGCCCACGCCUGACUCCACCCCGGAGCUUCCCAUCAAGAACAUGAAGGCCCUGCGGCACCAUCAGUACGAGAAGAACCAGAACUGCAACAAUGCCAAGGACAACAUCCCCCAAUCUGGGCCCAGCUGCUCUGGAUCCAGUCUGGGUUUCAUGGCCGUCGUUGGGAACUCUUUGACCCAGCAGGCGUUUCCCUUCGCUCAUCACCACGGCAACAGUUUCAGCAAUGGAGCGUCCCAUGGAGCGGGUGCUUCUUCUACUUCACUGCACCUCCCUGAGGAGAGGAAGAUCUCGAAUGAUGAGAGAGCAGCAGCAGCAGGAGGAGGAGGAGGCGGCGGUGGGGGAGUCCCCCAUCACCAUCACUCCCAGCAGUCCCUCCCCCAGACAGUGGUGGACGUGUCGGCGCUGGACGAGCUGCUCAAACACAUCCAUGAGGUCAGCGCAUCGGGGACCGGAGGCAUCAAGGUCCUCACCUCCACCUCCUCGUCCUCCCUGUUCCCCGGGCCCUCCUCGUCCUCCUCUGGAGGACAUCAUCAUAAUCAUCACCACCAUCAUCAUCAUCAUAAUCACCACGGCCAGACCCGCACCCACCACUACAACCACAGCCAUCACCAUAGCAACCACCACAACAACAACGGCAGCGGCGGCAGCGGCCACCAUCACCAGCAGCAGAUCCCCGAGACAGAAUCAGCUUCGUAUUACAGCACCUCCACGCUGCCGAGGGACGGCCUCCCAAAACACCUGGACACACCUACUCAAAACUCCACCUCAUCCUCCGCCUCCUCCUCUUCUUCCUCCUCCUCAUCCUCCAACAACCCCACCUCCUCCACCUCCAUCCCUUCUUCCUCCUCUUCCUCCUCCUCAACUCCGCUCCAGCAGCAGGUGAUUCCAGAGAGACCCGGAGGAAGCAGCGUCUCUGUGACACGACACCACUCCCAGCGCCACUCCCUCAUCAAGAUGGGCAGUGGGAGCGGCGCAGUGCCGCGCCACCACAGCUUCAACCAACGGGGGGCACAGCAUGCACACUUUCUAGCCAGGAUGAACACCAACAGCAGCAGCAAUGGCCCCCCGGGCGCCAGCGGUGCGGCCAACGUGAACACCAAUACUAACGGCGAGAGCCAGCGGCCGUUGAUCACCAGCGCUUGCCUGACACGGCAGCACAGUUACAGUGAAGGGCCACAUGUGCAGCGGGCGGCGAUCGUCCGGAGAACGGCGUCCCUCAAACCCCAAGUCCCGCCAAAACCGUUGUUCCUUCCAAACACAGCGACAUCACCGGUGGCAGAGGCAGGAAAAUACAACUACUGAGACUGUUGGAGGAAGUGGCGCCAUUCCAACAUGGCAGCUACAGUCCUCACCAAGUAAAUCACUCUGAAGUGUUUGCAGGGCUUGUGAGAAAUGACAAAAUGAGAGCACUGAUGGGACGAAAAAACAUAAAAGAGACUUCAGAGCUUUUUGUCCCCAUCACUCCUCAUUACGACCAUUCAGUUGUGGUUAUUUUCCUGCUGCUGAGAGGACGCUGUCCGACGCCUCUCUGAGUCACGACCGCUGCAUUGUAGCUGCUUCGCUCACAGAGCAGAGCCCUGAAAAGAGCCACACAGACAGACACUCUGAGGAUCGACAAAUAAACAAGAGCUCUGACUCAUUUCUUCAGGCAGGCGGGGCCGCUCGUGGCGACUUUCCCCUCACGACAGACUGCGGAUCAAAUCCGGCUCGUUCCAAAAGCAGGGCGAAAGAUGUUAAUGAUUCAAAAGGAGUCCCCAAGGCUCGAGGUGGCCUGAAAAAUUCUUGAUUAAUGCAGUUUUCUUAUGAGCGCUUUGAUCUAAUGUCCCCGGUUGUUGCACCUUGGCACGGGGCCCAGAUUUCAUUUGCAAAGAUUCAAAAAAGCAGCGAAUCGGACUGCUGCAAACCUGACACGAACUGAAUCUGGGAACGCUGGGAGUGUUGGACGUUUCUCCAGGACUUUGAGUCAAACGAUGGCAUUUCUUUCCACAGGAGAAAUCAAACAAAAAUCUUAUAAUGUCAAAAAUGUCCAGAGGGUAAUUCUUUUCCUUUUGGAAGUCUGUUUGUUCCUCUGAAUCUGGUCCAGAAAAUUUUAAUUUACAGGAGGGUUCACAGAGUCCAAAGGCAGAAAGAAAAUAACUACAAUGAGGUUUUUGUUAUCGCGUCCAACGCUUCAAGAUGACGGGACGUUCAAGAGAUGGAGAUUUUUGUAUACCAACACAUAAGCAACACUUCGAGGAAAGUGAGAAGAAAAAGACAAUUAUGCUUCAUAUGAAAUCUAAAUGUCAAAAUCCAGCAGCCACAGAGAUCCAGAUCAGAGCAGCCAUUACUGACAGAGCUGUCUCUUUCCACCCUGACAGUACACACAAACUAGAUGAAUGUUCUUUUUUUAUACCAUAUUGGUAUCUGAAAAACAAACAAAGCAUUAAUGGAGCGUUGGCUGUACGUGUUCACUGAUCAAUUACUCCCUCAAAUUAGAAAUUCAUGCACUCCGCACACUUAAUACUCUUUCAAUUUAGUCAUUUGUAUGUUCAAAUUACUUAAUUGAUUCUCUUGAAUUAAUAAUUGCCCUCAAAUGAUUUAAUUUGCCCCCUCCCUUCUCUCUUUUGCAUCUGUCUUUAUCUAUGAAGAGCUGAAUUUUUAUGAACUGGCAUCUGCAGGAUCUAUAAAAUAUGUUUAACGGGAUGUCAAAGAUCAAAUCAAACUGUAUUAAAUCCAAGAGGUCCGCUGUUAAUUUCAGAGUAUUAAUUAAGAAAUUUGAGGAAUCUGUUUAUCAAAAAUGUUUUCUCAUCACCUACUGAGCUGUGAUGUGGUGAACCUGCCGAAACAGAAAAGACAGCUCACAGGAUGAAAAGUAUAAUAAAGUUUGGCUUUUUGUAAAUUAAAAUCUCAGUUCACCCAAACUACAGAAAGACACAUUUUCUCACUCACCUCUAGUGCAGUGGUUCCCAAAGUGGGUGUCUUGGCCCCCAGGGGUGCCAUGAGGAUGCCAAAGGUAGUGCAUUUUGGUUUUACUGUACAUUUUUACCAAAAGCGACGUCUUCAAACAUGAAAAAAUAAGCAACAAACAAAGUUACCAUAGUAGCAAGACAACAGCCAGACCAACAGACAUUGCCGACCGUAGAGUUAAAACUGACAACCUAUAUACGUAUACAGGCCUGUAUGUUUAACUUUAACAUCAGUGUUGUUUGUUUUGUCAAAAUAAAUUCUAAUAACAGAUA
This is a messenger RNA of Siniperca chuatsi (mandarin fish), 7318 nucleotides long. Its product is annotated as semaphorin-6D-like. NCBI's taxonomy places the organism in Eukaryota, Metazoa, Chordata, Actinopteri, Centrarchiformes, Sinipercidae. The record is from RefSeq and is a predicted model, not a curated record. Gene Ontology annotation, molecular function: chemorepellent activity; semaphorin receptor binding. Gene Ontology annotation, biological process: positive regulation of cell migration; neural crest cell migration; semaphorin-plexin signaling pathway.